Didymodactylos carnosus is the source of this 1017-nucleotide messenger RNA. The record is from the annotation of a GenBank genome assembly. Lineage: Eukaryota; Metazoa; Rotifera; Eurotatoria; Philodinida; Philodinidae.
AUGCCUGAGAAAUGGUCUGAUGUUGAGGGCCAGAUAGUUCUACGAGACGAUGAAAAUUAUCUUACGAUACGACGUACGAAUGGUUCAGAUAAAAAUGAUCAAACCGCUCGUGGCGGCAAAACUACUGAAAUUCCGAUUACAGAAAUGCUCUCGUUAGGUUGUAUUCACAAUGACAACAAUGGACGUGAUCCUAAUUUCAUACUAGAAGUGAAAUUUCGAAGUAAAAAAUGUCGGCUUGGAUUUGAUGAUAAUAAAGACUAUAAUUACUGGAAAUCUCUUCUCGAGGCUGUGUUUCAAUCAAAUCAAGCCACGACAAACAUGAGCGGCCGAAAUCCAAUUUAUGAAUCAGUUGCAACUCGUUCGUUUAAUGUCGAUAUUCGUGAUAGCGAAACAGAACGCUUAUUGAAAUUUAAUGGUGAAUGCCAUUUAUCAAUCGAUAAUGAUAAACUCGUUAUAGGCCGGCGACACCAUCAAAAACAAUGGUCAUUCCAACUAAUUCAUAUUACAAAUUGUAAUGUAAACGGAGUCGAGAUGAUGUUUGAAUUGAGCCAAGAAGCUUGUAUUCAAGGCAAAUUAAGAUUUUCCUGUGCAUCAGUAGAUGAUGCGACUACCGUUUAUUCACUAAUUCAACAGGCAAAUCAGCAAGUACUUCAACCACCUGCUCGUACAACUCAAAAAGGAGUUACCACAAAUAAUGUAACGCAACAUGGAGAGAAAUUGACGACUUCAACGGGAGAAUCGAUGCGAACCAGUUCUAGAGAGCAACCAUCUGCAAAGAAUAAGAACAAACAUGGGCCUACACUACCACCCAGAAAGCUGUCGUCUACAUCUAACAAGCCUUCUGUACAUAUCUCAGUAAAUUCAAAACCAACUCAACCACUGUCUUCACCUCCAGCCACAAAACCAGAAUCUUCUUAUUACAACUCUCUUGAAGAACCAACAAUGCUACCAUCAUCAGUUUCCAAUAAUUAUAUGCCUUUCGAAAGAAGUAUACCAAUCAAAACAACUCAAGUCUGA